Messenger RNA from Aspergillus sclerotioniger CBS 115572, 1334 nucleotides. Its product is annotated as FAD/NAD(P)-binding domain-containing protein. NCBI's taxonomy places the organism in Eukaryota, Fungi, Ascomycota, Eurotiomycetes, Eurotiales, Aspergillaceae. The record is from RefSeq and is a predicted model, not a curated record. Bases 32 to 1288 code for a protein of 418 amino acids. The transcript has 5 exons. Gene Ontology annotation, molecular function: FAD binding; monooxygenase activity.
AAAACAUAUCAUUGAUCUUUCAAUCCCCAGAAUGCCCUCACGCACUGACUCCCCCCUCAACAUUGCCAUCAUCGGCGCCGGCCUAGGCGGCCUCAGCGCCGCCGUGGCUUUACGUCGCCGAGGCCAUCGAGUCACCGUCUACGAGCGAUAUGAUUUUGCCGGCGAGGUGGGCGCCUCCCUGAGCGCAGCAUCCAAUGGAUCCCGGCUCCUAGAGCAAUGGGGUGUUGAUGUUAAAGCUGCGAAGCCGGUAAUCUUGAAGAAGCUCAUCAUGCACGACUGGACGACCGGGACAGUCCGGAACGAAUGUGGCUUGGGGGACUACAAGGCCAAGUUCGGAACGGAGUACAGCAACUUUCAUCGGAUUGACAUCCAUCAACAAUUACUCAAGUCGGCCUUCCACGAGCCGGGUGACGGCACCCCCUGCAUUUUGAGAGUGAACCACAAGGCCGUGUCACUCGACGCGGAGGCCGGGCGCAUCGACUUCGAGAAUGGAGAGACGGCCUCGGCCGAUCUCAUCGUGGCCGCGGAUGGCAUUCGCGCAAUCUCCCUAAAUAACACUUCGCAGUCCGAGAGCCGCCUCCAGAUGGAAAUCACCCCGGAAUUUGCCAUGUCGACCUCCUGCUGCUAUCGGUGUAUCAUCAGCGCCGAGAAGCUCCGCCGCCUCGGACUCGACGACUACAUCGACAACGAGGCCAUCGAGUACUGGGGAGGGUUCGGGAUCAACAAAAUCGUCAUGUCGCCUUGCAGUAACGGGGAGGUCGUGAGCUGUUACUGCUUCUACCCUGCCGAGCACAACAAUCUGCGGGACGAUGGCUGGAACAUCUCGGCUACCCCGGAGCAGCUGGUGGCCACGUUCCCGGGCCUGGAUGAACGCAUGAAGCGGUUGAUGUUACAUGCCGAAGAUAUCAAGAUGUGGCGCUUAUAUCGUCACCAACCAUAUCCCUACUGGGUCAAAGGGAAAGUAUGCUUGUUGGGUGACGCCGCUCACCCCAUGAUGCCCGACCAGUCUCAGGGCUCGUGUAUGGCCUUCGAGGAUGCCGGCGCCUUAGGGCUGAUCUUCCACCGCACCUUCAUCGAGGAGUAUAGCGUGGCCGAGGGGCUACGGCUGUACGAGCGGCUGCGCAAGCCACGGGCCACGCAACUCCAAGCGGCCAGUUUUCGGGCGCGGGAGGACCUCAAUGAGCGUAUCGGGUGGAGCUCAUCGACGGACCGGCCGGGGAAAUUGACCAUCGAGGAGGUUUGUGGGUACAAUAUGCAGAUGCAUCUCGAGGAGUUGAAGGGCCAGUAGUGGGAGACCAAGUGUAUAUAGACAACGGGUGGAGACUAUGAAUAAG